GGGGAUGGGGGAUACGUGCUAAGUGUCCCAACUACUUUUGUCCGGGAUUGUAGCUAUAUCAUAAUGUAAGUUAAUGUAUGCUCAAUAAACGAGUUUGUUGUUUUCAGGCCAAGUUGUCGGUGCAAGUUCUCGGAGAAGCGCCCCUUAUCCUAACUACACCUAACAUCUGGGUGAAUGCAACACAGUUGACUUCUAUCAGCAAUUCACUUUUCUCUCUCGGUGAUGUCGAAUUUCACAUGCCCACAAACCUUGAGAAGCAGCUCAACACUGUAUCUGAUGGGAAAGAAGGGAAGUGUUAUGGAACUAUGAUGACUGUUUAUAAAGAAAAUCCCUUCUUCAGUGACAUGCAUCACACCAAAGUUGGUAGCCUGAGCAUCAGUAACUGCUAUGGAGAAGAUAUAGAAGUGCGAAAUCUGAGCAGUAGUAUUGUCAUCUCAAUACCUCACGGAAAUCAUAAGGUCGAACAAUUUACGAAGGAAUACUUGUUACACUGGAACCAUGAAAAUAAUCAUGUUAUAAACCAAACAGAAAAGAGGAUAAACCAGGUGCUGCAGAUCCAUUUUAAACCACUGUCCACCUUGGCACCUGGAUUUGUUGUCAAACUCAUUCUUAGCAGCACUGCCAGUGCAGAUUCAUCCUCAGAGAAUCGCAUUGAGUACUCAGAGACGAGUUCAGGGACGGCCAUUGACUUCUACUUGAGCCAUGAACAGCUAACUAAUGCUUCAGGGUCAGUGAAUGUGAAAGUGCUAUUGGAAGACACGGCAUUUUACCGUAUUAAGUCGAUAAAGAAAGGCCCGAGCUUAAGCUACUCGUUGGGUGUCCACUGGAAGGGCUGUUUUUACUGGAACACAGAGAUCAAGGAUUGGUCAACUGAUGGAUGUGAAGUGAUGGACCAGAGCACAGAUGAAGUGCUUUUCUGCAGGUGCAACCAUCUAACAGCAUUCAGUGGUGCGUUUGUGUACCCACCCAACUCACUGACAAUCGAGGACCUUACAGACGCUGAUAAGUUAAAGAACAGUCCAGCGACAUUGGCUCUUGUCAUUAGCAUCGUGGCGCUCUAUUUGGUGCUGCUUGGCUUCUGUGUUCGGGCAGACAAGCAUGACAAGAAGAAGCUGGGAGCUGUUUACUUCAGUGAAAACGUAACUAGUGGCAUCUGUCAGAGGUUUCAAAUUACUGUACAGACUGGCCACUGGUUUGGAGCAGGAACAUCUGCUAAUGUUUUUCUUACACUCCAUGGCGACGACUGGAUGUCUGAUCCCAUUGAGUUGAAGUCGGCCAAAGGCAAACCUCUGUUCGAAAGAAGUUCCUGUGAUGUGUUUGUUCAUCGCGCAGAGUGGAAAUAUCCUUGUCGCGGCGUAGGAGGACAAACAGACCUUGAACGUUUACCUGGAAAGGGUCUUGGUAGUAUCUCGAAAAUCCACAUCUGGCACGACAACUCAGGGGAUCACCCAAGCUGGUUCCUGGAACACGUUAUUGUCAAAAAUGUGAACAAUGGUUCAAAAUGGUUUUUCAACUGCAACAGGUGGCUGGCUGUUGAUGAAGAAGACGGAAAGGUUGAAUGCGAGUUUAAGGAGACCUCAAAACAUUCCAGCAGUUUGAAAAUGCGCUUUUCCCAACACUUCUCAAAGGGCAUUCUGGACUAUCACCUGUGGUUUUCACUCUUUGGACGGCCGUCUUACAGCAGGUUCUCACGUGCACAGCGCUUGACCUGUAGUCUGUCCCUACUGCUCAGCUUUUUCUGUGUCAACAUAGCCUGGUACAGGCCGAAAACUGAGGUUCCAGAAGUGCUAGGAUUCAUUGACGUCACCUGGGAGAGCAUAUGGAUUGGUGUCCUGUGCAGCAUUGUAGCAUUACCUGUUAACCUGCUGUGGGUGUUUCUGUUCAGAUACAGCAGACGAUCAUUUCGUCAUCGUGUGAAAGUAUAUCCCAUGAUUUCUGAGCCGCAAACGGACACCACAGAGCUUGUAUCAUCUUCAGUUCUUGACCAGUCGCUGGAAACUGUACUCAUCUUGAAGAACAUCGGAGAAAGAAAGCGAUGGUUUGAAACUGUUUGGGAAUUGGAUGACGUGCGUUCAGAUACGUGUUCCUGUCGCUCAGUGGAAUCCCUUGAGAGUGAAUCAGAUAGCACAAGUCUGGGUUACAAUUCAGGCCAGGGUACUUUGAGCUCCGCUGAUCGUCCGCUGGCCAAGAGUCACGCGGCCCUAGUAGAGACCUGUGAAUUCCUUGCUGACGUGUCUCCAGGCAAGAAAAAGUCAUUGGAAUUCGAGAAGCGAAGCAUCUACAGCGUAUCUUUGUCAUCAACCGCGUCUGAAGGGAGCGGUGGUUAUCGGUCGCGCUUCUCGUUGCCGCAUGUCUGUGUGUACGUGGCCUGGGUCGGUUGUCUGCUGACCGCUGUCACUGCUGGCGUGUUCACGGUUUUGUAUGGAGUGAGUUUUGGCUGGGACCUGUCCAUUCGCUGGUUGCAGUCGUUAUUGUUCUCAUUCCUGGAGUCAUUUCUUGUCUCUCAGCCUAUCAUGGUUGUUGCUUUUAUCUUGUACAUGGCCUACAAGUCCAAAAGAAGAUUGGAAGACGAAGACGUGGAUGAAGGGUUUGAAGACUUGUCGUCUUCUGCUCUACACGACAUACACUAUGGUCACCUUAACCAAGGGUUUGAGGACGACACUGGCAGAGAGAAUGACCAUUUCAAUCCAGCACUGGCCCUUCGAAGAAGGCAGCGAUAUCUCAAGUUUUUGAAGCCGCCGUCAAAAUCCAAACUAUCUGAAGCUAGGAACAAGCGUGUACAGAGCAAAGCACUUUGGAACUACACGAUAGAGCUGAUGGUUUUCAUUCUGUUCUUUCUGGUCACGUGCUUGUUAGCAGCAAGCGUCAUGAGUCCGGAUGUGUAUCGUCUAAACCAGUCUAUCAAGAAGGCGUUUAUUAGGUCAGAGGACGCCUGGCGGACUGCCCCAAGAAGUGUUAAAGAUGCGUGGGACGAGAUUUCUGCCGCGCUGUACGAAAACAGCGCUUCAUCCUCGUACACACCACUCACGAUCUUAUUGCGCGACAGUCAGAGUCUCCUGUUUGGUCGAACAACCAUCACGCAGUACAGGACUGACGUGUUGAGGGUUUGUGAUGAGCAUUCCGGAAGUGGUAACCAGACAGCUUGUCACGCGCAAUGUCACGCUAGUGACGGUGCGUGGAUGAGCCUGAAACUUAAUCAAACGAGCGAGGAGUCUGCAAAACAACUGAAGGAGAUCACAGAUUCACAGUGGAUAAAUGAGUGUACACGUGAAAUAACUUUGGAGUUUGCAGUGUAUACACCGUUUUUACGUGCCAUUAGCGCUGCCACUCUGUCCAUAAAGGCGUCAUUUACUGGAAGACCGAGGUGCCACUUGGAAUUAAAAUCAUUCCCUGCGUUUUUCGCGUCAAGAGAACAAGGUUACUUCUUACGAGUCUGCAAGUUGUUGUUUGGUGUUCUCCUGUUAUAUCUUCUCCAACAUGAGUUCUUCCUGGCUUGGAAAAUGUCCAAAAAGUACUUCACGAGCGUUUGGCGACUAACACAGCUUUUAACAAUUGCCAUUUCAAGCCUGUGUGUGGUGGUGUACAUCCGCUGGUCAAUAUCCUUGUAUGCUCUGUUGCGAGAGGUGGAGACGACAAGCCAAUCACAAGUGUUCUAUUACGCUCAGUUGGUGUCUAUGAGUCAGGAUACUCUCCAAGCUUCGUAUUCCCUUCUGCUGUUUUUUCUCAUUAUCCGCUGUGUGUAUCUGUUGAGAUCAUUUCGAAGCAUGGCGCGCCUCGGUGAAUACCUGGCAUCUGUGUCGGGUCGUCUGCUUGCCUGCACGGUCUUGAUCGUUACGUUCAUGAUGGCUUUCGUUCAUACGGGACACUUGUUGUUUGGUCGCCUUCACUCGGCGUUCAAGUCAUUUGGCGAGACGUUCUUGCUGGUCAGCAGUUUCUUCCGCUUGGAAGGCGUGAAUCAUUACCAGGGCCCCAUGGUCGAGCAGCAUCCGGUGUUGGUUUUGUUUUAUUUCGGACUGUUCUUAGUAGGAUUCUACGUUUUUAUGAGGGGGACGACGGCUGCUGUUUUCAUGUGUGGAAUUCCACAUUCUAAGAAAAGACGAAGCAAGGUUCUAGCAGAUUUCGCGGAAGACUUCGUACGGAGCAAGUUACAGUCUCUGAGAGAGAAGACCCAGAGAAGAGAAAGACGAGAUUCCACAUCGGAGGAAGACGAAGAUGAGGAGGAAUAUGAAGACGAGGAGUUGGAAGCGUACGAGAACGACGCUCCUUUUCCUAUGGAGCACGUGCUGGAUGAAGUACAGGAUCAACUUGACGAGUUGUCAUUGCGAAUGGAUAACCUUAUGGGUUCGGAAUUGUUCAAUGACCGCUCCAACUCAGAUGACUUGGUGUCAUUCUCAGAAAGAGAAGAGGAUGUGGAAUACCUGUACCAAGCGGAGCCCACGUCACCAGUGAGUAGCACUGGGUACGACAGUGACCACAGUAACACCUCCGCUGCGAAAUGGCAACUCUCUAGUUCCAGUUCCCAGGACCUCUCUGACUACUAUAACAAAUACCAAUCGUACCCAGGCUUCUAUGACCCGUCAGGGUGGCCGCCGGGGCCUAGGCACCACGCUAGCACCAGGCCUGUUAAGUUUACUCUGGGUAGUUGCAGUUCUCUUGACAUGGCCGUGUAUCACAGUGAGAAACCUGGGAAACUUGAAGAUCCUUCGUGUUCAAGCUGUUACGAGAUGGAUAGGAACAACGGUCUUUUCACGGAUUACGGGGAGAAAGGUCUAACACCUAAGCGUCGAUCAGUUGGUUUGGGCGAAGACGAUUUGCGUUCUGGUGUCUUACGUGAUGGCGAGCUUCGUGGUGGCGUCUUGCGUGAUGGUGUCUGGCAUGUUGGCGAUAUGCGCGAUGGUACGGUGCGUGCAACUAUCGUACGUGACGGUACCUUACGUGACGUUUCCUUGCGUGAUGAAACGAGAGCAAGCUUUGUUAGUUCAUUGUCUUCAGAUGGAGUUUGCAGCCAGGAUCUUUCCUUCUGUUCUAGCCAUUCACUUCUUAAGUGCCCUGAUCCUGAGCCCAUCAGACCAAAGACUAUGUACGGCGCGGCGCGUACCCAUCCGCGACGGGGCCAAGAGGCGUCGGCACUACGCCCUAACACUACAAAUGGCGGAAGCUCCACAGAGACAGCAACUUGCAACACGCCAGAUCAGGAGUUGAGGAGGAAGACGAAGAAAUCACAUCUUCGCAGAACCAAAGGGCUCUUUCGAAGAUCUGUGGUAUACCCUGGCCACGAAGGUUUCGCUUUGGCAACUAGUCCUCCUCUUUCACACCGGAUGGCUCGUGGAAAAGACUCUGGGCUCAACGCAGUUGGCGGGUCACGCGCACAGCCUGCCUGGGACCUAGCCCCGUCAUCUUCGGAGCGAGGUUUGCUUCGGAGCCCAGACCCCCAUGCUAAACCGUCAACUUCAGAGCGAGGUCUUCUUAGGAGUACAGAUCCCCUUGUUCUGGAAGGUUCCAGGCCUAACUCGCGCACCUGGGACCUGGCUUUGUCAGCCUCUGAAGGAGACAUACUUACAUACCCAGAUCCCCACGUCCCAGAUGCACCCGUGAAAGGCCUCCUGGGUGAUAUAAUUAUGAAUAGAAGACUUGGAACUGACAUAAUUAAUGACGACUCGCCGGAAACUACCACGCCCGGUGACGAAUAUAGACUAGCUUAGUGACAAAAUACGCGUUGGGUCAAUGGAAAGGUUUUGCCCUUUAAUAAAUCGGUCCCUUUAUUGUGUGUAUCUAGAGCCCCCUUAACCUUUGCCCUUCUAUUUGCCCCUAAUUUUGCACUUCCAGUGGACAUUAAUUUUGUACCUCUAGUCGCCCUUACAAUAAUUAUUUACCUCUAAUCGACCUCGAACUGGUACGCCUUUAAAUUGUUUUCCUCUUGUCGCACCUUAAAUGUGUACCUUGUUUAAGGGUCUUUUUCGUCUUCCAGUAAGAGGGAGAUAUCAUCCCCUUGGGGUCUUGCAUCUUAUGUCAAUGUAUUCAUAUUGUAAGUAUAUAUUAGACGCUGUAUCACUCUGAAAUUAGAGAGUUAACUAACAAUUUGUACCAGGCACUUAGUAUUCCAUUUUCGUAUUUUUUAAUCCUAGUCGAUUUUUAACAUCGGUUUUUUUUAUAAAGAAUAUAUUGUUUUUUUAUCAAAAUGUAUAUGAAAAAAAAAUAUCUAUGUUAUCAUGUGACAAAUGAAUAAUAACCCUGUCUAUUUAUCAAAAAUGCUCGCGAUUAUUAUUAUUUUUGUACUAGAAAUAAUGAAAAUGAAAUUAAGCUUAUAAAAGUGUUCACUUAAAAAGAAUAUAAAUGAAAUAAAUGCGGAAUAUGACCCGACCUUCUAAAUGAAAUACGACAGUUCCAGUUUGGUGUUGAAUAGUAAUAAUAUAUUUAAAUGCUGUUUUAUGAAA
This is a messenger RNA of Orbicella faveolata, 6434 nucleotides long. RefSeq names its product polycystin-1-related protein-like. The record is from RefSeq and is a predicted model, not a curated record. Gene Ontology annotation, biological process: calcium ion transport. Gene Ontology annotation, cellular component: plasma membrane. Gene Ontology annotation, molecular function: monoatomic cation channel activity; protein binding. NCBI's taxonomy places the organism in Eukaryota, Metazoa, Cnidaria, Anthozoa, Scleractinia, Merulinidae.